Molecule: messenger RNA, 2130 nt
Organism: Xenopus laevis (African clawed frog)
Lineage: Eukaryota; Metazoa; Chordata; Amphibia; Anura; Pipidae
Gene: hs3st5.S
Product: heparan sulfate glucosamine 3-O-sulfotransferase 5
Exons: 4
Coding region: 1005-2042 (345 amino acids)
Source: RefSeq, a predicted model, not a curated record
GACCACCAAUGCUUUUUUAAAAAACAUUUAUGGGGCCCCUGGUGCCAGUAGUUUUUUUUUUAACUUAUGGGGGGGCCCUGACCACUAAUGUUUUUUAAGAAACUUUUAUGUGGGAACCCUGACGCCAAUUUUUUUGUUUUUUAAAUUAUAAGGGGGCCCUGACCACCAAUGGCUUUUUUUUUGUGAGUGGGCGGUUUAUCAUUUUAAGCGGUUGUGUCUUUGUGGACAUUUUACUGUGGUGUGGGCGGGAUCUGCGGUGGGCCUUGGGGAUGGGCGGGGACCGGGGGGCCCGGAAAAUUUUGCUGUACGGGGCCCCAUGAUUUCUGAUGGCGGCCCUGCACACAAACACACCAAUAGAGUUGAAGGUUUUUAUUGUGCCUAAUAAAGCUGAGCCUGCUACACUUUUGUAACAGUAACGCUAUAUAGACGUGUACAUGUAUGUAUAUUCAGUCAGUGAGAGCAGGGGGAAGUCAAGUAAGGUAAAAAAAGACAAUGAGGAGCAUGGCUUGUGCUGGAGGCGUCCUCCUCCCGCCAUCCGUGUAGCCAGUGCUGCGUGUGCUGGAGCUGCUGAGUGACGUGCCUGCGCCUCUGUGCGGGAGUGUGAGCCCUGCACCUGGCUCCAGUCUCCCGGGGAUGUGCACAGAGCCAAUCCUGAGCCCUGGCGGCUGCCUGUGUGUGUGUCACGGCACAGCUCUUCUCCUCACUCUGUGAGCAGCAUCUUCCUGGGAUAAAGGAGCCGCAGCAGCAGGAGAGCCAACCAUAUCCUGAAGCUACAACAAGCUCCGCUGUGUGUGUGUGAUAGUUGCAGACUGCUGAUUAACAGCAGGAAAAUGUGUUUAAUAUAAAAUUGGCUUUAGGAUGGCUUUCCAUGAAGAAGGUGCUCUGGCUUAAGGCCAAGUGGAUCACACUUCUGCUUUCUACUAAUUCUACCAUGAUGUAUCCAAUGAUCUGGUUGUGCAGAAGAACACAAAGACUGAAGAAGUCCUGAAGAUUGAUGGAGGGCCAUGCUAUUCAAACAGCAGGCGUUGCUGAGACAGAAGCUCUUUGUUCUAGGCAGUCUUGCUGUUGGAAGUCUCCUGUAUCUAGUUGCCAGAGUUGGGAGCUUGGAUAGGCUGCCACCAAUCUGUCCAGUUGAAGGGAGAUUCGGAUCACAUAGCCAGGAUGCAAUCACUCUCAGAGCUAUGCAGUUUAAGAGAGGACUCCUCCAUGAAUUUCGGAAAGGCAAUGCCACUAAAGAGCAAAUCCGACUUCACAAUUUGGUUCAGCAGCUACCAAAGGCCAUUAUCAUUGGGGUGAGAAAAGGAGGAACCAGAGCACUACUGGAGAUGUUAAAUUUACAUCCAGCUGUGGUCAAGGCAUCCCAAGAAAUUCAUUUUUUUGAUAACGAUGAAAACUAUGCCAAAGGAAUUGAGUGGUACAGGAAAAAAAUGCCCUUUUCCCAUCCGCAGCAAAUCACAAUAGAGAAGAGCCCGGCAUACUUCAUAACAGACGAGGUCCCAGAAAGGAUUUACAAAAUGAACUCCUCCAUUAAGUUGCUCAUCAUUGUCAGAGAACCAACCACCAGAGCUAUUUCUGACUACACACAGGUGCUAGAGGGAAAAGAAAGGAAAAAUAAAACCUAUUAUAAAUUUGAGAAGAUGGCCAUGGAUUCUAACACCUGUGAGGUGAACACCAAGUACAAGGCCGUGAGGACCAGUAUCUACACCAAACACUUAGAAAGGUGGCUGAAAUAUUUUCCCAUUGAACAGUUCCACAUUGUGGAUGGGGAUCGACUUAUCACAGAGCCAUUGCCAGAGCUUCAGUUGGUGGAAAAAUUUCUCAAUCUUCCACCCAGGAUAAGUCAAUACAACUUGUACUUUAAUUCGACCAGAGGGUUUUACUGCUUGCGAUUUAACAUUGUCUUCAACAAGUGCCUGGCAGGCAGCAAGGGUCGUAUACAUCCAGAAGUCGAUCCCUCGGUCAUUACCAAAUUGCACAAAUUCUUUCAUCCAUUCAAUCAAAAGUUUUAUCAGAUUACUGGAAGGACAUUUAAUUGGCCAUAGUUGCAAUUGUCUACAACACCAGGGGGCACAUUUACUUAGCUCGAGUGAAGGAAUAGAAGAAAAAAAGGCUUUCUAGCAAUUUUCUGAU